This is a messenger RNA of Hyposmocoma kahamanoa, 1101 nucleotides long. RefSeq lists its product as uncharacterized. The coding region runs from base 1 to 1101 and encodes 366 amino acids. The transcript is spliced from 2 exons. The record is from RefSeq and is a predicted model, not a curated record. Gene Ontology annotation, molecular function: nucleic acid binding. Lineage: Eukaryota; Metazoa; Arthropoda; Insecta; Lepidoptera; Cosmopterigidae.
AUGUCUGCUGCAAAAAAGUACAAGCUCACAUUAUACGAACAAAAGUGUAAUUUCAGCAAAAAUUCUAUUAGCCUACUAGGAUACGCGGUCAAGAAUAAUGUUAUCGAGCCUGAUAAGGACCGCCUUGAUCCGCUUAUAAAACUACCGUUACCGCGUAACACUGCUGAACUCAAGAGAGCCCUUGGGCUAUUUGCUCAUUACGCCAAAUGGGUCCACAAUUUUUCUGCGAAAAUUCAACCGUUAAUCAACAACAGCCAGUUCCCUUUAAACGAAAACGGCCAGCGUAGUUUUAAACUUCUGAAAUCAGAAAUCGAGAAGGCAGCAUUGGUUGCUAUUGACGACAAAGAAACCUUGACGGUAGAGACUGACGCUUCUGAAUUCGCUGUAGCUGCAACAUUAUCUCAAAAGGGUCGCCCAGUUGCAUUCUUUUCAAGAACUUUGUCAGACAGCGAACGUAAACACGCUGCCGUAGAAAAAGAAGCAUGUGCAAUCGUCGAAAGCAUUAGAAAAUGGCGUCAUUACCUCAUUCACAGACAUUUUCUCCUCAUCACUGAUCAGAAAUCCGGCAACGGGCAAGUAGAAAAAUUUAACGGAACUCUCUGGCGGACUAUACCACUGUCUCUGAGAUCUAAAAUCCUACCCAUAGAGAACUGGGAACAAUCCCUGAAACCUUCACUCCACUGCGUGCGGUCACUUCUAUGCACUUCGAUAAAUGCAACGCCACACGAAAAGCUUUUUAAUUUCCCGCGAAGAACACCGGUUGGUGAAUCGCUUCCAACCUGGCUUGUUCCGGGACCCAUUCUAUUGAAGAAAUUUAUUCGGUCGAAAAAUGACCCUUACGUCGAAGAAGUUGAGCUGCUCCACAGUAAUCCAAGCUACUCCUAUGUACGUCGGCGUAAUGGCCAAGAAUCUACAGUGUCCAACAGACACUUAGCGCCGCUUCUUAUAUCUGAAGAAGAUUCACUCUCUGAUAGUACGAAGAAGACGUCUAUGGAACUCUCCUGCAAGACGUUCGGCCUCCGGAUGCUCUUCGGAGAUCUACGAGGUCUAGGAGAAUUCCACGACGCCUCAAUGACUACAUACUCGGCGAAGAAACCAUAG